Messenger RNA from Cryptomeria japonica (Japanese cedar), 1981 nucleotides. Its product is annotated as tobamovirus multiplication protein 1. The transcript is spliced from 11 exons. The record is from RefSeq and is a predicted model, not a curated record. Bases 401 to 1258 code for a protein of 285 amino acids. Lineage: Eukaryota; Viridiplantae; Streptophyta; Pinopsida; Cupressales; Cupressaceae. Gene Ontology annotation, cellular component: plant-type vacuole membrane.
AGCUCCUAAAACGAUAUGCAUGGUUCACCGCGCGAAUUGAUGCUGUUUUGAUCCCAUAAAUCUCCUCAUUAUUUUAGGGCAUGCUGAUCAUUGAAGAUUCUUCUAUUGAUAGAAAAUAUUUUGGCCGGCAGAGGGAAGCAGAUUGGCACACAGAUGAUGUCAGAGAGACCAAGAAAAUAAUAGUAAUUAUAGUUUUACAGGUGGGUGUUGGGAAGUUUAGGUGGAAUACUUGCGGACGUAUGUGGGAAUUAUGACCGGUGGGUGGGCCUGUCUUUUGCUUUGGCGAUCUACUUGAUUGAUUAGCUGGGCACUCAGUGCCGUCCAAGAGUGCGAGUGUGUUGGCAACUAGUGGAACCGAAGUGAUCAGCUGUAGCGAAGUGAGCGAGCGUCGACAGUGAUAAUGGCGAGGAUAACCGCCUGGGCGGACUUGUCCACAUCCACAUGGAACUGGUGGGAGAAACUGAACGAUUCCACUGAAUGGCAAGAUGGCGUUUUCUUCACACUCGCAGGGGCAUAUGCUAUUGUUGCUGCCGUCGCUCUGAUACAACUUAUUCGCAUAGAGCUGCGUGUACCAGAAUAUGGCUGGACAACACAAAAGGUUUUCCAUCUCAUGAAUUUUAUUGUCAAUGGAGUAAGGGCCGUUAUCUUUGGAUUUCAUAAAGAUGUGUUUGCGUUCAAGCCAAGGGUUUUCGCAAUAGUGCUGCUAGAUCUCCCAGGAUUAUUGUUCUUUUCAACAUAUACAUUACUUGUUCUAUUUUGGGCAGAGAUAUACCAUCAAGCAAGAAGCCUUCCCACUGAGAAACUCCGGCCAGCAUAUGGUAUUGUAAAUGGUGUAAUUUAUUUUAUACAGGUGUGCAUUUGGAUAUACCUGUGGAUAGAUGAUAGCAGUGUUGUAGAGGCAAUUGCUAAAUUAUUUGUUGCAGCAAUAUCAUUUUUUGCAGCACUCAGUUUUAUACUCUAUGGAGGAAGGCUUUUCCUGAUGCUGAGGCGGUUUCCAAUUGAGUCAAAAGGUCGCAGGAAAAAGCUUCGUGAGGUUGGCUGUGUUACGGCCAUAUGCUUUACUUGUUUUUUGAUACGGUGCAUAGUGGUUGCAUUAUCUGCUUUUGAUGCAGAUGUUGAUUUAGAUGUAUUGAACCACCCUAUUUUAAAUUUCAUAUACUAUAUGCUGGUAGAGAUUCUUCCAUCAGCAUUGGUUCUUUUCAUCCUUCGUAAAUUGCCGCCCAAAAGAAUGUCUGGUCAGUAUCACCCAAUCCGAUGAAAUACUGCAAAUCUUGGAGCAAAAAUUAUGUUUGGGGCACAAACACCAAGGAUGGAGCUAUCAACCUCCUGGUAGUGAUUGAUGUGGAAUUCAAGCACCAACCGGCUGUUAUUUGUCAUUUGUUUUUGCCAAGUACUAUGGCAAUUUUUAACAUGAUGCUGAAUAGGAGAUUUCAGUAUGAAAUGGAUGGUCUAUGAUUCAAUGUUCAAGUCUCUGGUCUUUUGUGGCUGUGUACGAUAGUAGUUUUUUAGUCAAUUCUUGUGCUAUUUCUAGGAAUUGAUUUUGCAAGGAUAUGUAACGUGGGAGUUGUGAUUUUGAAUUUUUUUUUAGUAUAUUUUACAUAGGUGCAAGGCUCAGGUUAACAUGAUAGCUAAUGCGUGGAACUUAUUCAAAGAGAUAAUCAGCAUAGACGUGACCUACGUGAAAGAAUGUGAGGAGAAACGAAAGUUUUUAAGGAAGCAAAUACUGCAACAUAUUCUUUGAGAAAAUUCAAUGUAAAUUCUUUCCACCUAAGUGGCAUUCCUCUUCUCUUUGUGUGAGCAGUAGACACUGCCAUAAGAAGAAGAUGGUUGAAUUUUUGUACUUAAAUGCCCUGGAAAACCUGCAAUGCUGGUUUGCAUGGCUGGCUUUCUAGUUGUUUUGAAUUUGAACUAAUUAGUUCUCGUGUCCUGGUAUGAAUUUUGAAUAGAUUUCAUAUAUACAUGCAAAGGUUUUUUAUUUUCA